Molecule: messenger RNA, 186 nt
Organism: Colletotrichum spaethianum
Lineage: Eukaryota; Fungi; Ascomycota; Sordariomycetes; Glomerellales; Glomerellaceae
Exons: 1
Coding region: 1-186 (61 amino acids)
Source: RefSeq, a predicted model, not a curated record
AUGGAUGUUGAAGACUCUGUUGUUAUGGUACUGCCUAAAACGUUGGAAAGCGACGACGACGACACUAUUGCCGUCUCAGUGGAGCUUGAUGUUUCCAAAGAAGAUGGUAGGAUCAGUGAAGAAUUUUCGGACGUCGAUCUUUCCGCUGUUGAGGUCUCUAAUGAAGAGGUAGAUGGCGUGGUCUGA